UGCUCUGUCAGUCGUACUCGUAACACGGCGUGUGUGGAAUUGAACUCACAUAACAGAGUCUCUUUACUGGUGGAGCUGGGCUAAGGUCAUUUAAAUAGUAUUUAUAUCCUGUUAAAAAGGACAUUGUGGUGAAGUCGUUCACUAGAAGAACAGACAUGGUAUUUCUGACGUUGUCUUGUUUGAUCAGAAGUCGUGGACCUGACAGAUACUGGAAAGUUCAAGAAGUUCUCAAACAUGCACGGCACUUCAGAGGCAGAAAGAACCGCUGCUACAGUCUGGCUGUGAAGGCGGUCAGGAGAGCUUUUGUCUACGCCACUACAGCUCGGAGGCUCAAGAAGCGUUACAUGAGAACCCUCUGGAUCACACGCAUUGCAGCAGCAUCACGAGAGCACGGCAUGAAGUAUCCCGCCCUUAUGCACAACCUCACCAAGACCAGCGUUCAGCUCAACCGACGUGUGAUCAGCGAUCUGGCGAUCACGGAACCUCGGACAUUCCUCUCACUCGCAAAGCUGGCGCAGGCUCGGCAACAGGAAGGCUUCCGUGCAGCGUUGGGUGACGGCAAGGAGCCUUCUGGUGUCUUCUCCCGUAUUGUUUUGCUACAGUGAAGGACUUGCUGCAGUAACAGAUUUACAGUUGUGUGGUUUUGGAUUGUGGAGCUUGUUCUUGAGUCAGUCAGGCACACACUCACCUCCUUGCUUUACAGUUGUCACUUCAUCUUAGUAGCUUUCACAUAAUAUAAGGUUAAAUUAUUUCAUUUAUUUUUUAUGAUACUUCAUUGCUCACAAUACCAGGGCUACUCCACGCUGAACGACUCACAUAAAUUACCUUUCUUGACACCAGAGUCUGAUGACCAUAUAUGUGGCUGAAAAAGUAUGGACUGAUAGCUGAUCAGAGAGACCAUGACGUGAUGCACAGCCAGACCUGUGUCUCUUUGCCUGCACCAUGUAUAAACAGGUCGACAUGGAGUCUCACGUGGGUUAGUCCCGCACUGAUUUUAAACAGUUGCCAACAGAGCAAUGUCACUGAAGUAGAAAGGGAUGCAAUAUCUUGCUCAAGGACACUCCAGCAGGAUGGAUGAUUACUGUUGCAGUGCCUUGAUCCCUGACCUUGAAGAAAGGUUUCUCCCCUCACUGUGCUACCCUCCCUGCACCCAUGCUGCGAUUGUGUUGUCCAAAAGCAGUGCUUCCACGAAAACCGAUUUGACAAGUUCAUGCCUUUUCCCUUGCUGACAAUGCUGGCAAUGGGCAACCCCUACAUCCAUUUGUAAAUUCUUUUCAGGUGACCUAUUUCAAGUAAAGUUUAUAGUAGAUUAGAGCAUAUUUUUGGAAAUUGUGCACUCUUAUGUCAAGGAUACAAUCAUAAUCCAAGAUGGCAGCUGACAUUAAACAUAAUAGCAAGGCUUUGUCCACAGACAGCCCUGCUUCUGCUCUGUCACUGAUUUCAGUCCAACACCUCUAUCAUGUGUGCCAGACUUUUCCGGCAACAGUGCUGCGUACAAAAUACUUCACUAGAGUCAGCCAGUAUCGAGAUAGAGGAUGCUGAUGUGAGUUUUUUUUUUUUUUUUUGAGGUUGAGAAGAAGCGUGACCUCAAGCUCUGUCUUUAUGUAAAUAUAUAUGAAACCAUUUGUUGUGGCAAAGUUGUCCUCUU
Messenger RNA from Perca fluviatilis (European perch), 1648 nucleotides. RefSeq names its product mitochondrial ribosomal protein L20 (gene mrpl20). Bases 156 to 605 code for a protein of 149 amino acids. The record is from RefSeq and is a predicted model, not a curated record. Gene Ontology annotation, biological process: ribosomal large subunit assembly; translation. The transcript is spliced from 4 exons. NCBI's taxonomy places the organism in Eukaryota, Metazoa, Chordata, Actinopteri, Perciformes, Percidae. Gene Ontology annotation, molecular function: structural constituent of ribosome; rRNA binding. Gene Ontology annotation, cellular component: ribosome.